CGCACAAACUCGGCACACAACACACAACGGACAGGAGGCUCACUUGUCAUCACAUUCCAUUCUACAUGGUGCCACUACAGGUCGUCAUCGAUGAACCGGUCGAUCAUGGUCUCGAGCAGAGGCAUCGACGCAGCCAGACCCGGCACAUACUCAAACAACUCGCGGUCACUCACAUGCUCACCCACACCCACACCCUUGAGAUGACACACGAACCCCUCCUCGCUGUACCCGUAGCUCUCCUCACUCUCCUCCUCCCCAUCCACGUCAUCAGGCCUCGCCGGCAUCGUCACCGCCUUGGCCCACCGUCGAGGGUCGUCUUCAGGGAGCAUGAUGGGGUUGCUGUAGAAGUGGAGAAUCUCGGGGUUGAGGUGAGUGGUGCUGCUGUCGGUCUGUGUCUCGCCGGCCUGGAAGUGCACCACCAUCUCGGACAGGGCGAUGUGUCGGUUGAUGAGCGACAGAGUGGGGGCGCGACGCCAAUCUGACAGACAGACAGACAGACAGACAGACAGACAGAGAGGGAAACCAACACCAAGGAAACCAUACAGACAUCACCGCAGCCACGGACGGGCAAGAAACUGUCCUCACGUACCCCCGAAGGAGUCGUCACAGAUGCACAGGGCGUACUUGACGUCCACCACCGGCACCCCGCUCCCUCCCCCUCCCCCUCCCUCUCCCUCCAACCUCGGUGUGCCCGCAGCGGUCGACUCCAUGCUCACCGACGCCUCGGCAAUGAACGCGCCCUUGCCCCCCGCCUCUCUCUCACUGCCGCAGCUGCUGUGAUGGGUACGCGGGGUGAGGGACGGCGGGGGGGCGUUGGCCCUGUGUGUCAACUGCUGAUGGUGUUGCUGCUGCUGCUGUUGGGGCUGCAUGACGACGUGUAGGGACUGGAUGGGCGGGAGGGUGACCGUACGGUGGUGGCCGUACUCGUGGUCCUCCCAGUGGUGGUCACGGUCGCGGCAGAUGAUGUACUUGUACUCGACCACCUGAGCGAUCAUACGAUCGAUGAGAUAGAUGAUUGAUGGUGGGCGGCGCGUGACAUGAACGAACGUGUGUGUGUCUGCUUGUGAGGUGAGAGGGUGCAGCGUGUUCACCACCACCACCGCCACUUACGGUUUCUCUGUCUUGUACUGCGGUGAUCUGGACGGGCAGGCUCUCCCAGACGGGGAAGGACACCUCGUUCGUCCGCAUGUCCACGGCCUGCAGGAACUGAACGCAACGCACGCACAUGACACAAUGAGGAACACACGUACAGCUGGAGUCUACUCUGCGUGUGUGUGCGCGGUUGUUUGCUUCAUUGCUUACGUCCCAGUAUCCGAGUGCUGGGUGGUUGCCCACCACCCUCAGCUGCUCCCCAGGCUUCGUGUAGGCCUUCACCUGACAACCAACACAAGCCCGCUUGUGUGAUGAUAUUUCCUUGCUGCUUCUUGCACGGCUGCCGCAGCGCUGGUGUCAGUCACCUUGAAGCACACCGGUAUGACAGCGGGCUCGGCCUCCCCUUCACUGUGUCCAUUCAUCGCUGUCACAGCCGACCCACCGGCAGCUAAAGCUCAGGUCAAGCUGAUGAACCGCCAACAAAUGGCGGCACAAAUGCACAAAACGCAGAUCUCUCGUGAGGCCUCAAAACGCAGAUCUCUCC
This is a messenger RNA of Vitrella brassicaformis, 1636 nucleotides long. Lineage: Eukaryota; Vitrellaceae. The record is from the annotation of a GenBank genome assembly.